This is a messenger RNA of Fusarium odoratissimum NRRL 54006, 5799 nucleotides long. RefSeq lists its product as uncharacterized. The coding region runs from base 3850 to 4692 and encodes 280 amino acids. Lineage: Eukaryota; Fungi; Ascomycota; Sordariomycetes; Hypocreales; Nectriaceae. Gene Ontology annotation, cellular component: vacuolar membrane; fungal-type vacuole. The record is from RefSeq and is a predicted model, not a curated record. Gene Ontology annotation, molecular function: L-cystine transmembrane transporter activity. Gene Ontology annotation, biological process: L-cystine transport. The transcript is spliced from 3 exons.
AGAACAUACGAGCACGAUGCUUUUUUGUGACAUCAAAUGCAACAUUCCGUUGCUGUUCGGGCCCACAGUGGCUCUUAGAUAGAGUAAGACAUGGCACAUCGUAAAAUAUUUAAUAUAAUUCUAGCACUUUCAUGCAUUUGUUUUAAUGAUGUGAUAAUCCUUAAGUAAAGUUGCGGGCGUAAUGAGUAGGUAUCUAUUCAACUGAACAACCACCAUCUUGUGAGGAUUGUGUGGAUACAGUAAACAUAGAAUCCAUAUCGUUACAAGUUAGUUAAAAACAGCGAGACUCUGAUAUGUAAUUCUCAGGAUUAUGAGAAGGAUAUAAUUCUAUUAUGUAAAAAAUGCAACAAAUAUAGUUGACAAUUAAAGCUGAUCUGAUGCGCCUUUUCAUUAUGCGCAGUGGGAAUCUCUAAAUCAAAUUCCCAUUUUCCGACGCCUGUUGAAUUACCAAAACUCCAAAGUCUAAAUAAAUAGACAGAUUCAUCAGAUUCGUUAAUGCUUUUGUUCGCCGUUGCUUCAAAUCCAACAAACCCAUACACCGAAGUAGACUCGCUGAACGAGGGAAGAGAGUAGAGUAAGCAGCUCAAUAGUGAACAGUAGCUAAUCUCUGGAUCCAACCAGCUUGCUGUUGAGGUUCAUACUCGGGAACCUUGGCGCCAGGUUCAGCCAUCAUGGACAUCUUGAGCCAUUCGACGUAGUCCUCGAAGCCAGUUGUGCUGCCAGUGACAUUGACCUUCUUGACGCCCCUGACACCCUCAAACAUGCGUAGAUUGCGAUAUCCGACGCCGAGGAACAUCGACUGAACAACGUCAAUGGUGAGCUCGUCAAGUCCGCUGUACGCUUUUGUCACAGCAUCAGCGUCGUAGGGGAGAUCGACGUCGAGGCGGACUUGGGUGUGGAAGCGGCGGAUGCUUGGGAUGAUGGAUGACUCCUUGACGGGGCCGUACCAGUUUCGGAGGCGGGGGAAAGAGGUGAGUAGUGUGGGAUGAGAGAGGAAUGUAUUGCAGCCGUAGAGAAGAUCUGUAGCUUCAUCGUGAAUCUGGCGGUUGGUGCGGAGGAGAGAAGCGUGGACUUUUUGCUCAGGGCAUGGUCGGCCACAUCGGGUGUAAGGCGCUGUGAGGAGGAGUUGAUCGUAGAUUUCCAGACGAAUCUCAACUGGGAGGUCAAGAAAGCCGGUCUUGUGGGGUUCUUGUUGUUGGAUAGUAGUGGCCAUAGUGAUUGUCGGUAUCAAAAUAUAGUGAUGUAAGUGGUGGUUUAAGCUGGUUGAGAGUAGAUUGAGUAGAGUCGAAAUGACUAGCGGAUGUUGACGAGAUCUUAAAUCAAGCUGGGAGAGCUGCUAGACUGAUGAAUGACUAGGUAGGCUAGCUGUUGUUGGCUUGAAUGAUGUUAUCCAAUGAUGGUGUUGAUGUUGUAGUGCCGAUCUUUGAGGCGUUGAGUCGUAUGAUAUGAUAAGAUUGAUGAGCGUGUAGAUAUGUUGUUGUUGAGAUGAUAUGAACGGGAGUAGAAGCAAGAAAGGGGGAGAUUGAGAGUUAAUAUAUAUAUUAGACAUUACAAGGUGAGUCAAGAGAAUUGACCUUGAAUUAGACGUGGUCGUGGACAUGGCCGAUUGACGGACACACCCUCCCAGGUUCUGACCUUGAACUUACGAGACGCCAGGGCCAGGAACUAAAAAGAUUACAGGGAUCAUGGGUCAGACCAAGGAUCGGGACGGGAUGGUACAUGCAGAAUGGCUGAUGAUUGUGAAGGAAACAAGGUCGCUUUCUGAGCCACGCAAUUGAAAUUCGGGUGACAAUUGGUUCCAUUCGAAGAUAGAAUCCUUAUCUUAGCUACACACCCUGCAACGAAUGGAUCAUAUCACACGGUGACUGACGUUGACCGAAAGAUUGAAUUAUCGCUUUUUCUUGCUGUCUUCAAAUGUGUCUUGAUCUUAGUGGCAUCCAUCCAUACCUGUCAGCCAGAUAAGCUGAGCUGACUCGCGCUGGCUUUAACUCUUGUGAGCUGAAUUGACGAAGCGAGCAUAAGCAAGUGCCGAUCUCUUGAGUAAAGGUUGUGCAGCCAGCCAUGGAGACCAAACUAUUAGUUAGCUGGUGACGAGUCAAAAGAGAUUGAUUUGAUGGCGGUGACUGUGUACUGUGGUGUUGCAUCAACGCAUUAAGUUCCAAAAUGCCGAAUGCCGGCGCCUAGGAAAUAAUACGGAUCUUCGUGUCCAGUACAGCCACAGAUAUGAGACUGAGACUCAUACUGAUCAGUACUGAUACUGAUAUUCAUGAGCUGAGCAUAAGGUGACAAGUACCGUCCCGGUGCCGAGCGAUGCCCCGUACGGAACGGCCGUUGAAUCCACAGUUUGGCAAGGGUUAAGAUCGGGAGCCAGAGAGGCCCUAGCGAUCUAGGAUCAGGGUCUAGGCUUUGCAAUGGUUAAUUGGUGUUUCUCUCCUUCAAAAGGUAAGUGUUGAUGGUGGAAUCGUCAAGAUAUAUACGUCAUGAUCAUGGAGGAUGAAUGAGUAACAUGUCAAUCUCAUGAUGUUGAGCGCAAUCUUGAUCAGAGAGGGGCGGCCGCAAACGGAGGCUCAACGCCGUCAUCAAAUCAACCUGCCUCUAUUCCCAGCUCUCCUCAACCCCUGCGAACUCCAUUGUUUGAUGUUUUCCUCUCAGAAUAAGUCGACUCAGGUGGGUUUCCAGACCACUGACUCACUAAGGCUCGGAAAUAGCACGGCAUGCAACAUAAUGCAGCCACAGUCGACGAUGCAGUAGAUAAUGCAACCUAACCAACCGGCAGUGUAAGAAUCAAUAAAAAGAAAGUUACCGCGCAUUCCAUUUGAUUCAAGAUGCCCACUUCGGCUCCGAUCCUACCGACGACAACAACUCUCUCAAGAAAAUAACCCGCGAGGGACUCUGUCUCACAUAAAUCGUGUCCGACCUCUUCCGAUUCUCUUCAUCACUAUCUACGGGGUCCACAUUUUGAGCCUCGUCUGGCCCUUGUCUGGCGUGCUUUUUCACUUCUGGCAUGAUCCCAAAGGCCCAUCGACUCCAUCCUGCGGCUGCGGCUGCGGCUGCGGCUCUGCAAUUCCCACACCGCUCGCUACCGAGACAAGGGUCUAAGGUGAGAAGCAUCAUGUUAAACACGUUCUAGAAAAGAAAACAAGAUCUUCGAGGGGGCGUCUAAGGUGAGAGGUGUAUCCACUCGCUUAAGAUGUCAGGGCGUCUUCGGGCAAUUCCCGUAGAUGUGAGCUUCUUUGAUGCUAUGAUUCACGGGUUAAUGCCCAUGCUUCUAAUAUUCUUGGAGUAUCAGCAUCGUCUCUUCUCGGUGUUAUUGUUGCAUUUGUUUUGGGUGGAAUAGAAUCUGCUCGGAUGUUCUCCGUGUGGUUGAUGAGCUGUAACAUGAAGCUUUGAUCAUGGCAAGGUGAAGCAUCAGCAUCUUGAAGGGUUCUUCGUCACACUGCAUUCCUGUUCCCUCCGAUUCGGUUCAUAGCAACUGAUUAGCAAUUCGAUAUUCAAGAUUAUCUCCAUCAUGAUGAAAGCUUGAGUUGUUAGAUUGACCAGCUAUUCCUAAUUGGCUCACGCAGCCACAGUCGGUACAUGCCAGCCACACUUGUGCAGCCACUUUGGGCCUUAAAUUGGCAAUGGAAGUCACGAAAAUACGUACCGAGAUGGCGUCAGAGCACAUGAGUGUUCGCUUGAUGUCUCAUCUCAGGACUCACUCAUUCACCUCCGCGGUCACACGAUUCAUCACUGUAGUCCUCAACAGCCUCGACUCUCUUUCAUGAGCAUCGAAUUCCCUCCUUUCUCUCCUUUUCACUUCAUCUCAGCCUUGACGCGUAACAACGCCAAGAUACGAGAUUGUAGAUAAUAAUGGCUGUCGGCUUCCUCACGUUCCUUUCAGGCCUCUUUGGAUGGAUUUAUUUCCUCGCCUGGAGCGCGUCCUUCUAUCCUCAGCCCUUGCUUAACUGGCGCCGUCGCUCCACCAGCGGCACAACUAUCGAUUUCCCCUUUAUCAACGUCCUCGGUUUCGCUGCAUACUUUAGCUCGAAUGUAGCUUUCUACUACUCACCAGAAAUCCGCGCUCAAUAUGCUGCGAGACACAAAGGCCUCGAGUCUACUGUACAAUUCAACGACAUCACUUUUGCUCUCCACGCUCUGUUCCUGUCCAUCAUCACAACCUCACAGUAUUUCGCUCCAUCGCUGUGGGGGUUCACCCCGAACUCUGGAAACCGACCCAGCCGGUUUAUUCUUGGGGUAGCAGCCGGCUGUAUUACUGGGGUUCUUUUGACAUGCGUCAUUGUUGCUUCAUCUCCAGGAAACGAUGCCGUCUAUGACUGGGUUGCCCUCGAUAUUGUCUACGCCGUGGGCUAUGUCAAACUUAUUGUCACCUUGAUCAAGUACACUCCCCAAAUCGUUACCAACUACAACAACCAGAGCACCGACGGUUGGAGCAUCUCUCAAAUCUUACUGGAUCUUACUGGCGGCGUCCUUAGCGUCAGUCAGCAGGCCAUCGAUAGUUAUCAGCAGCGCGACUGGAGCGGUAUCACCGGUAACCCGGUCAAGUUUGCUCUUGGCAACAUUAGCAUGGUUUAUGAUACCGUCUUCAUCAUCCAGCACUACGUUCUGUAUCAUGACUCAGAGAAGCCGCAGUCUAGCGAUCGCGAGAAUCAGAGAUUGUUGGAUGAGGAGCGAAGAGCGGAGCGCAGCGAGUGAUAUCAUUGUCUUUGACUAGAACAACAGCGAUGAAUACUCUACUGGUGCAUCUUUGUGGGUGGUGUUUUGGUUUGUGCAUUGGAAACUCUCGGCAACACGAUCUGCGUUGCAUGAUAGAAUACGGCCCAUAAGCAAUCCAUUUUCUGUAUCGUGGGGUCAUAUGGCCUAUCAAAUGGCAGAUAGAUAUGAUUUUUCAGGGCAUACGAUAUGGUGGCUGCACCUGGACAGCUGGAGAAGACUCAGCUUGAAUUUAGCAUCAGGCUCAAUAAUGUCAGCAUGGCCACAAGCCAAUCGUAGCUUUCAUGUCAACCUCCCUCAUAUUGGCGUGGCCCCUUAAUCUGACUCCCCUGGCAUUGAUCUUGGAUAUAUAAGCUGGUACUACGACAUAUCUGGGCUGCUGUAGUGGUGUGCAAAGAUGUAUUCAGGAUACUGAGCAACAUCACGGCUGAAAUGGGAGCUAUUGGUUCUGACUGAAGCUGAGCUUAUGCUGACCAUGCCGCAUGACAUAGAUCCUUGAUCAUAUAUAUCGACGAAUGCGGCUGCACCCAUAGUAUUCAGUUCAAGUCUUCUUAUAUUUGCCGGUGAUGUCUAGUAUUAUCUAUUGCCCCGUGGGUUUGUAUAUCCGCUAGUAAGCCGAUUCUUGAUGGUAGCUGCUCGGCUGGUGGACCAACCUGGCCCAUCCACAUGCACGAUUAAAAAAAGGGAGUUAUCAAGCUUAACCUUGAAAAUCUGCAAGCUCUCCUACAACAAUAGUGAUACUUUACUCAGCCGUGCUGACGGUUUUUCUACUCGCAGGGAGAGUGUGAGAUCAGCAUCUUGAUCCGCUUCUGGCAGCCGAUGGAGCUAUCUCCCCAUCUGCAGAAUCAAGAUAAACAAAAGACACAGACACAGGCCAGAACAUUGAAAUCAUUUCAAGGAAACUCAUCUCUGUAAAAAUAAAAUCUGGCCCAUACACCGUCCACAUGGUUCAUAAAUUGGUGGCUCAAGCUAUAGAGUGUUUUAUAUUAUAUUUAACUCUAGAGGUUUAUAAGACUAACCUAGUUAUCACAAGGUCCGCAUUCUUCCUUCACAGCUACAAAAUAAUGCAAAAAGGAUCGACAACGGCAG